Molecule: messenger RNA, 543 nt
Organism: Humulus lupulus (European hop)
Lineage: Eukaryota; Viridiplantae; Streptophyta; Magnoliopsida; Rosales; Cannabaceae
Product: secreted RxLR effector protein 161-like
Exons: 3
Coding region: 1-543 (180 amino acids)
Source: RefSeq, a predicted model, not a curated record
AUGAGUAACUCUAAUACGGUAUCUACACCUGUAGCUCAACACUUUAAGCUUUCUCUGUCACAACCUCCCAGUACUGAUGCAGAAAGACAGAUUAUGGGUAAGAUUCCCUAUGCUAGUUGUGUUGGUGGCUUGAUGUACUUGAUGGUGUGUACAAGACCAUAUUUAGCUCAUGCAAUGAGUGUAGUAAGCAAGUUAAUUGCAAAUCCUAGAACACAACAUUGGGCCGCAUUAAAACGGAUACUCAGGUAUUUGAAGGGAACUCUUGAAACAAUACUUGGAGGCUGUGUUAGUUGGAAAUCAAACAUGCAGAAAGUUGUUGCUCUCUCCUCCACUGAGGCAGAAUAUAUGGAUGCUACUGAGGCCAUUACAGAAGCAAUCUGGCUUAAAGGAUUCACUACAAAGCUGUCUAUAAAAGGGAAAGGUGCCUCACUUCAUGAACUAAGUUCCAAGUUGAGAGUUCUGGAGAGAAAGAAAAUUGAGAGUUGUCCAAGUUUUGUAAAAUUUGAGUGUACUUUGAGUUGGUGCAAGACACCUUACUUGUAA